CUUCUAUUCGACCCCAAAUUGCAUCUAAUCACUCGUUUUGAGCUACGAUCGCGCCGCGUCCGCCCUGUUCGAUCUAGUUCGUCAAUCCAGUGUCCGUCGGAGAUUCCGCGAAUCUCGCAAUCCGCAGUCUUCUCUCGACUGACUGGAUUUGAUUGGUUGGAUUGGGCGUUUGUAGUUUAGGACUCUUACCUGGAUUGAUCGGGUGAUGAAGCUGUGAUUAUUGUUGAUCGCGCUGUGUUGGGUGAAGCGAGUGCGAUGUUCUGAGUGCUGGAUCAAGUAAGGUGAUCGAAUAAAUGGCGUGGUUUAGUGGGAAAGUAAAUUUGGGGAAUCUAGGGAAUUUCCCGGAUUUGGCUGGGGCAGUGAAUAAGCUCAGCGAGAGUGUCAAGAGCAUCGAGAAGAAUUUCGAUACUGCACUUGGAUUUGAGGAGAAACCGAGUGGUUCCGGGAGCGGUACGGAAGCAUCGGGGUUAUGGCCUUCGGCGACAGACAGGAGGGCAUUGUUUGAACCCAUUAUGGGAUUUAUUGGGCAGAAAGAUGGGGAAGAGGAGUCUGAAUCAUUGGCAAAGCCUGAUUUGUCGGAGGCCCCGUCUCCUGCAGAGGAAGAAGAAAGAGUUGAGAAUGAUGGCUCAGCUAGUAAAGCUAAUGAACACAUUUUAGAUGGAAAGGCUGAUGUGGAGAAAAAAACUGAGGAGACUGGAGAUGGCAGUGGGGAUCCAGAUAAAGUUUCUACAGGCGACAGUGAAGUUGAGGUGGCUUCACCAUUAAAUUCCGUUGAAGCAGCUGAACAAAAACCGGUUCUGGUUGAGCAAACUGAAUCUGCAAGUAAUUUUAUAGAAGGGGAGAGAUUGGACGAAGCACCACCUGCAUCGUUGGAGUCGGUUAAACUGGAAUCCACUAGUCAUAUCGAUCAUGUUGAACCUAUGGUAGAGGACAAAACUAAUUUUCCAGAGGCUGUAGAUAAACAGGAUGAAGACAAAAAAGAAAAAGAAGAAGAGAAAGCAGAAGAAGAAGCUAUAGAAGUACUUCCAGCUCAAGCUCCGUAUGAGUCAUCACCUGAUGGCCAUGAUGAGAAUAGAGAGCCAUCGGCUCCUGAUCAUCCCCAUGGAGAUGCAGAAGAUAGCUCUGGAGAUAAUUUGGCCAGUUUACAAACUAAAGAAGUGGAGGCCUUGGAAGCAACAUUUAAUCUGGUUGCAAAUCAGGAGAAUGCUAUUUCUCAUCCCAUUGGCCAAAAGAAGCUGACAGGCAAUAAUAGCACUGUUGUAGAACAACACGUGAGCACAAUGAGAGAUUCACCAGACAUUACUGGUUCGAUGGUUGAAUUGGAGAAAGUGAAGAAGGAAAUGAAAAUGAUGGAAACUGCAUUGCAGGGAGCUGCUAAGCAAGCUCAGGCCAAGGCUGAUGAGAUUGCAAAGUUAAUGAAUGAGAAUGAGCAGCUAAAAGCAGUGAUUGAUGAUCUGAGGAGAAAAUCAAAUGAAAGUGAGACUGAAUCCCUACGGGAGGAGUAUCAUCAGAGGGUGGCAACACUUGAGAGAAAGGUGUAUGCUCUCACUAAGGAAAGGGAUACACUUCGUAGGGAACAGAGUAAAAAAAGUGAUGCUGCCGCUCUUUUGAAGGAAAAGGAUGAGAUAAUUAGCCAAGUGAUGGCUGAAGGUGAAGAGCUCUCAAAAAAACAAGCUGCUCAGGAGGCUCAGAUAAGAAAGUUAAGGGCACAGAUCAGAGAGCUUGAGGAAGAGAAGAAGGGAUUGCUUACAAAGCUCCAGGUUGAAGAGAAUAAAGUAGAGAGCGUCAAAAGAGACAAGGCAGAAACCGAGAAGUUGCUCCAAGAAACAGUAGAAAAACACCAAGAUGAACUUGCAGCUCAAAAAGAAUACUAUACAAAUGCUCUGAAUGCAGCAAAGGAAGCUGAAGCAUUAGCUGAGGCACGGGCUAACACUGAAGCAAGAACUGAGGUGGAAACUCGUCUUAGAGAAGCUGAAGAACGUGAAAGUAUGCUAGUUCAGACCCUUGAAGAACUUAGGCAAACUUUAAGCAGAAAGGAGCAGCAGGCUGUAUUUAGAGAAGAUAUGCUCCGUAGGGACAUUGAAGAUCUUCAAAAGAGAUAUCAGGAAAGUGAGCGUAGGUGCGAGGAGUUAAUAAGCCAAGUUCCUGACUCAACCAGACCUCUUUUAAGGCAAAUUGAAGCUAUGCAGGAAACAGCUGCUAGAAAAGCUGAAGCUUGGGCUGCUGUUGAGAGAUCUCUGAACUCACGACUUCAGGAAGCUGAGGCCAAAGCUGCAGCUUCAGAGGAAAAGGAGCGGUCCAUUAAUGAGCGAUUAACUCAAACUUUAUCUCGUAUAAAUGUUCUUGAAGCUCAGAUCUCCUGCCUGAGAACCGAGCAGACACAGCUAACCAAAUCUCUUGAAAAGGAGAGACAAAGAGCAUCAGAACACCGGCAGGAAUAUCUUGCUCUCAAGGAGGAAGCUGAUACUCAAGAAGGUCGUGCCCAUCAAUUAGAGGAAGAAAUUAGGGAGCUAAAGAGAAAGCACAAGGAAGAAUUGCAAGAGGCACGGAUGCAUCAGGAACUUCUGCAACAGGAUCUAGAGCGAGAAAAAGCUGCUCGAUUGGAGCAGGAAAAUGCUGCUCGGCUGCAGGCUCCUGUUGCUCCUGAUCAAAGCCCAUUAACGAGGCAUAAGUCAGCUUCAUAUGAGAACGGCUCAGCUCGUAAGCUUUCAAGUGCAAGUAGUGUGAGCAGUAUGGAAGAAAGCUAUUUUCUACAAACAACGCUGGAAUCAUCUGAGAAUUUAUCUGAACAUAGAAGUGUAGCAGAGAGUACAUUUAGUCCAUAUUAUAUGAGGAGCAUGACAUCAAAUGCAUUCGAGGCUGCCCUUCGUCAAAAGGAGGGGGAACUUGCUUCUUACAUGUCCAGAUUGGCAUCUAUGGAAUCCAUCCGCGACUCACUUGCCGAGGAGUUGGUUAAGAUGACUGCACAGUGUGAAAAAUUGCGUGCAGAAGCUGCUGAACUUCCGGGGAUACGAGCAGAACUAGAAUUACUUAGACGGAGGCAUUCAGCAGCACUAGAGUUGAUGGGAGAGCGAGACGAAGAGUUGGAAGAACUUCGUGCCGACAUAAUCGAUAUGAAGGAAAUGUACAGAGAGCAAGUGAACAUGCUUGUGAACAAGAUCCAAAGAUUGAGUUCAUCCAUGGCUGCUGCCUGAUGGAGCAUUGUUCUGUGACAUCAAUUUCAGGCAUGUCUUUUGAAUAUCAUUGCGGUGAUUUAAGUUUGAGAAGGAAAAAAAAAAAGAAAAAAAGUUAUGCUUCGAUACAUAUUUCUUCUGCUCACUCCCAACAACUGUAAUUUCAUGCAUUAUGUUGUUGUAUAUGCCCUGUUUGGUUAUAGUAAAUUGUGAUUUUAUUUUUAUUUAUACUUUUCCUUUGUACCUUGAAAAUCAUGGUACGGUAUAGAACUGUUGAGUUAUUUAGAGAUUAUUAUUAUUUUAAAAUACUAGGUCCGAUAAUGAUUUAUUUUGAAAAUGA
Molecule: messenger RNA, 3513 nt
Organism: Andrographis paniculata
Lineage: Eukaryota; Viridiplantae; Streptophyta; Magnoliopsida; Lamiales; Acanthaceae
Product: golgin candidate 5
Exons: 19
Coding region: 294-3194 (966 amino acids)
Source: RefSeq, a predicted model, not a curated record